Calliphora vicina (urban bluebottle blowfly) is the source of this 1463-nucleotide messenger RNA. Its product is annotated as venom acid phosphatase Acph-1-like. NCBI's taxonomy places the organism in Eukaryota, Metazoa, Arthropoda, Insecta, Diptera, Calliphoridae. Gene Ontology annotation, biological process: dephosphorylation. Bases 31 to 1251 code for a protein of 406 amino acids. Gene Ontology annotation, molecular function: phosphatase activity. The record is from RefSeq and is a predicted model, not a curated record. The transcript is spliced from 7 exons.
UUUUGUUUAUAUAAAAUACCUCUAAUCAUAAUGUCGCGAUCACAUUUCUCUCGAAAACUUUGUCUCGUCAUGACGGCCUCACUGGUGGUUAUAACAUUUUUUGUGGUGGGCUACUUUGGUUCUAGCGCCAUCUCAGCACCCUUGUCAGCUUACGGAAGGGAGAGUGAUCAGUCUACUUUGGAAUUAUUGCAUGUGGUAUUUCGUCAUGGACCACGUACACCUGCCGACACCUACCCAAAUGAUCCACAUGUAAAUCAAACAUUUUACCCAUAUGGAUGGGGACACAUAACAAAUGCGGGCAAACGUGAAUUAUUUAACAUUGGCACUUGGCUGCGAAAACGUUAUAGCAGCUAUUUCGAUACCUACUAUCAACCAGAUAUGGUACAUGCCCAGGCUACUGGUGUGACACGCACCCACAUGUCCCUGCAAACGGUGCUGGCUAGCAUGUUUCCACCCAAAAAUACUGCCAUGGAAUGGAACUCUAAGUAUAAUUGGCAGCCAAUUCCUGUAUUCUCGCAGCCUUUAAAUGAAGAUACACUUUUAUUGGUACGCACCACUUGUCCCCGUUACUUUGAAGCUCUACACGAAACUUUAGACUCAGCGGCUGUUAAGGAAGAGAUCAAACCAUUUGAGUAUAUGUAUUCAGAGUUGUCCGAAUUGACUGGCAUGAACUUUACAGAACCAGAGGAUAUACAGUCGCUGUAUUUAACACUGUUGGCAGAGCAAGAAUUUGGCCUUCAAUUACCUUCCUGGACUAAGGGCUAUUAUCCCGAGAAAAUGCAAUUUUUGGCGGAACAAAGCUAUUUGUACAAUGUUUGGACUCCUGAGAUGCAAAAAAUAAAGGCUGGACCUUUUCUCACAAAAAUGUUUAACGAAAUGAAAGACAAAGCCAACAAUAACCUAAAGCCAAAGUCUAGAAAGUUGUACAUCUAUACGGGACAUGAUUCCACUAUAGUGAACAUAAUGGCGGCUUUAAAAAUCUGGAAGAGACAAUUGCCACGUUAUUCGGCAAUGACCAUAUUUGAAUUGCAUAAAAGUAAGGAAACCGGGGAACAUUAUGUGGAGAUCUACUUCAGAAACAAUCCCAAGGACCAGGUUGAAAAACUGACUGUUCCCGGCUGUGAAUUUCAAUGUCCCUUGGAGAAACUUAUUAAGUUGAGUGAGGAGGUGUUGAUUGAUAGUAUGCAAGAUGCAAAUCGCUGUGCAGCCAGAAAUGAAGCCUUUACAGAGCCUCCUUUAAGAGGACCUUAAGCUUUUGAAUCUCAUGUCUCAGGAAAUAGUUUAAGUUUUUUCAGAUUGCUGUUCUGAUUUAAGUAGUUAAAAGUUGUACAGUUUUUAUAUUUUUGAAAAUUUUUUAAAUGAAUUUUGGAGUUUUUUUUUAGAAAUUUAAGUUUUAAUUUAAGUGUAAAUAUGUUAUAAAUAAAAAAAGUGAGGCCUAAUAUUGAAUUACAUAUUAAAUGAAA